Messenger RNA from Numida meleagris (helmeted guineafowl), 2330 nucleotides. RefSeq names its product solute carrier family 25 member 30 (gene SLC25A30). Gene Ontology annotation, biological process: mitochondrial transport. The record is from RefSeq and is a predicted model, not a curated record. The transcript has 10 exons. NCBI's taxonomy places the organism in Eukaryota, Metazoa, Chordata, Aves, Galliformes, Numididae. Gene Ontology annotation, cellular component: mitochondrial membrane. Bases 310 to 1185 code for a protein of 291 amino acids.
GGCUGAGUGCGCGCUGCGUGCGGCUGAGGGGCCGGGCUGUGAGCAGCACGCGGUAGCUUCGCCGAGCUAGGCAGUGUGUUCUAGACCUUUUGCCGGCUAAAGGCGAUCGAAUGUACUCGUGACUUUUGGAAAGCGAGCAUGGAGGAAGUUUCCUGCUAACCCAAUCCGCGUUCGUUUGGGUGUCGUCUCUUUAGUCCUGCUGGCAUUCAGGCACCGGCGGUGCGCUCAGCACGGCCGUUUUUUACCGCAAAGCUGAAGGCGUUCAUUCAUUUUACGUCUGGAAUCGGGUUUCAGAAAGAAGAGCUGGUCAUGUCAGCACUGAGCUGGAAGCCUUUUAUCUAUGGAGGCUUAGCAUCAAUCACUGCAGAAUGUGGUACUUUCCCAAUUGAUCUGACUAAAACACGUCUACAGGUUCAAGGUCAAGUUAAUGAUGCCAAAUAUAAAGAGAUCCGCUACCGUGGAAUGACACACGCCCUAGUCAGAAUAUUCAGAGAAGAAGGAUUGAAAGCCUUAUACUCUGGGAUUGCACCCGCAAUGUUACGCCAGGCUUCAUAUGGAACUAUAAAAAUAGGCACUUACCAGAGCUUAAAAAGAAUGUUUGUUGAACGUCCAGAAGAUGAAACUCUGAUGAUAAAUGUUCUAUGUGGCAUUCUUUCGGGAGUAAUUUCGUCAUCUAUUGCCAACCCAACAGAUGUCUUAAAGAUCAGAAUGCAAGCCCAAGGCAGUGUGAUUCAAGGAGGAAUGAUGUGCAACUUUAUCCAGAUCUAUCAAAAUGAAGGAACUAAAGGAUUAUGGAAGGGAGUGUCCCUGACAGCACAGAGAGCUGCUCUGGUUGUUGGAGUGGAACUGCCAGUAUAUGACUUCACCAAGAAGCAAAUAAUCACGUCUGGAUAUAUGGGAGACACGGUGUACACUCACUUCCUUUCGAGUUUUACUUGUGGGCUAGCUGGAGCCCUAGCAUCCAACCCAAUUGAUGUGGUGAGAACGCGCAUGAUGAAUCAGUCAAGCCAGCCAAAUGGGGGGCACUCAAACUACAAGGGUACUUUGGAUUGCUUGUUACAAACCUGGAAGAACGAGGGCUUCUUUGCUCUCUAUAAAGGGUUUUGGCCAAACUGGUUAAGACUCGGUCCUUGGAAUAUCAUUUUCUUUGUGACAUAUGAACAGCUGAAGAAAUUAGACUUGUGAUGUCCUGGCCCGUAUACUGAAUUCAGCUCUCUGGCUUUAGAGCGACUUGUAUGUUACCUUGAGUAUCUUCUUGCUGUCUGAGAUCAUGACCCAAGGAAGAGGUAAUCAAUCAGAAGACUUUGGAGGAGAACCAUCUAGAAGUGACUUCACUGCAAACUCUGGCUCCUUUCACAGGGUGGUUUGCUCACACAGUUAAGUGGAUGAUGUGCACUAUUUUCUAGACUGAACCAAAAGAAAACACCAAAAACAGCAAUGCCAAAAUGGUGGAGUCGCGCUCACUCAAAAAGCAACAACAACUGAGAAUGCUAAAAUGCUGUCAUCCCACAGGGAUCUCCCUCAAAAGGCUGGAGCACCCUGGAAGGGAUGCUCUCUUUUCCUUAAAAUGAGAACUCUUAAAAGGCCAGCUUCCCAAAAAGCAAUCUUCCCCCUCAUGACCCCCCCAAAAGGCUGGUUCCCCCCAAUAAAAACAAAACACAGCCCUCUGAAAGCCGCCGCUUCCACGAAGAAUUUCAGAAGCUGUUGUACCCCUCCAGAAUAUCCGCUAACUUGAGAAAAUCUGGUGUCACUCUUCCCCCACAAGAAGAAAAAAAAGAAAACUGAAAAAAACGAAACAAAACAGCACUCCUUCUAAGAUCUGAAUAAACCUCAACCCCUUAAAGGGUAAUCACUUCUAAUCCCGAAAAGCAACCCCUCACUUCAAAGAAGACCUUUCCAAGGACUGUGUAGAUGUGGCACUAAGGGGCAUGGGCGUGGUGCUGGUGAGUUGACACAUGGACUAGGUGAUCUUAGAGCUCUUUUCUAACCUUAAUGAUUCUGUGAAUUCUCCAACCUCUUAAAAACCUGAUCCCUUGAAAAAUACCCCAGUUCCCCCAGAUAGAUAACUCAACCCUCACAGGCUGCGGGCCCUGGGGUUGUGCUCUCCGUGGCAGCCCUGUGGAUGGUAUCCCAACGCAAGUUCCGUGUUCAGAGGUGGAUAGCUAAAAAAACGCACAAGGCCAUUUCUCAGGUCAGAUGGGUUUUGUGUAUCUGCGCACAUUGGUCUUCACUGUAGUUGUUGCUAUGCUGCAAUUGAAAUAUUUGUAAAUAGUUUUGUACAAAUGAUGUAUGUCUAACUUUUAUUACGCUUAUUAAAGAUUUUGAAAUAA